AUGACAUUAUUGAAUGAAAAUGACCUUUUACAUGGAAGAUGUGAAAAUUUGCCAGAUGUUCGAUCGAAGAUCGUUCGUGUUUUCAUUAGUUCAACAUUUUCAGACACGCUGAGUGAACGAGAUUCGUUAAUCGACACCGUUUUCCCUCGACUUAAAGACUAUUGUCGUGAAAAAUAUGGUCUUGAAUUUCAGUAUUCAGAUAUGCGAUGGGGAAUUGAAGGUGAAGCCGCUGACAAUCACAGUGAAGUGGAAACCUGUUUGAAAGAAAUCGACCUGUGUAAAAAAUAUUCCGUUGCGACGAAUUUUGUGGUUUUACUAAGUCAUCGUUAUGGUUCCCGACCGACACCUGCGAAGAUCGACUCAUCGCUAUUCGAACGUUUACGAGACAUUGUUCAAUCGGAUCCAAAUCUCAUCGAAGAUCUUGAAUUGCUUUCUCAAUGGUAUCAAUUAGAUACAAAUUCCAUUCCAUCGUCUUAUAUUCUUCGUUCGAUUUCCUCAUUAUUGCCGAAUAUCAAAUCUAACAAUACGACUGAAAUGAAAGAAGCAGGAAAACAAUGGAACCGGAUCAACGAUCGCAUUCGAAUGUGUUUGAGACAAGCAGCAGAAAGGUGCUUUCAACAGAAUCAAAUUACUUCGGAUGAGUAUGACGACUUUUUUGUCUCAGUUACUGAGAAAGAAAUCAUCAAGGGAAUACUACAGGCACCAGAUGCUAAUCAACGAACGUUGUGUUUUCUGAGGGAAAUCGAUGGAAUUGGUGAACAUUUAUCGGAUAAAAAAGCGUCGAAGUUUAUCGAUACGAAGUUGACAAAAGAUGGAACUGUUGUGAUCGAUAAAGAAGCAGAAGAUUUGUUGAAUCGAUUGAAAUUUACACGAAUUCCGAAGGCAUUAGAUUCCAAGAACGUGUUUUCCUACAAAGUUCCUUGGACAUCCAAUGGAAUCACUCGAGAUGCUCAUCAGGAGUAUAUCAAGAAAUUUCAUGAAGAUUUCUUCACUUCGAUCAAACAGCAAAUCGAUACGUGUUUGCAAUCUUCUUUGAUCACAAGUCUGAGUUUAUUACAACGUGAAAUUCUCGAACAUGCUAUUCAAUGUCAAACGUAUGUGAAGAAGUUUCACAGUCGUACAGAUACUUUAGAAAAACUGGAAAAAUACGUGAACAAUGAAGAAGAACAUCGACCGUGUAUUGUUUACGGUCCAUCAGGUUGUGGGAAAACGAGUGUAAUGGCAAAAACUGCUACCGAAAUAUUCAAAUGGUGGUCAAAUCGAUCUGUAUCCGUAAUCCUACGCUUUCUCGGGUAUUCUUUAUCAUAUAUGAUUUUCUCAUAG
This is a messenger RNA of Adineta ricciae, 1323 nucleotides long. Lineage: Eukaryota; Metazoa; Rotifera; Eurotatoria; Adinetida; Adinetidae. The record is from the annotation of a GenBank genome assembly.